CGGUUGAUCUUGAGGAUUAUAUCCCUUUCUCUAGCAUUAAGAUUAUUCACAUAGAAGCUUUGUUUCCUUUUCUUAUUAUAAUGCAUAAUUAAAAAGAAAAGUUGUUAACCAUGUGAAAAGCAUAAUUAAAAGAAAAAAGAAAAUCAUGGUUUUUAUUUUUUUCAUUAAAAGAAAAAGUAAAAGAAAUUAGAAUCUUAGAGGGUGAUGGAAAUGGUAUUACACGCGCUUUACAGCUAGCUAGUAACGCAAACACUCACAGAUCCUCUCAUUCUCGAUCGAGUAUUUAAUUAUCGCAGGUUUCACAAACAGCUCAACGAGAUUUCGUCCUAAGGCUGUGCAUAUUCUUGAAUCGUGGAGCUCAACGGUGGCCGAGGUUGAUCGCAGAUAGAUGGCCUUGGUUACAACUGCUGAAGUUUGUGAUGCAAACUCGCAACUAAUUGCGAGUGGCGACCUCCGUGCGCUGCAGCCAAUUUUUCAGAUUUAUGGCCGGCGACAGGUCUUUUCUGGACAAAUUGUGACCAUUAAGGUGUUCGAAGACAAUGUUUAUAUUCGUGAGUUGCUUGAGGAAAAAGGCAAUGGCAGAGUCCUUGUUGUUGAUGGUGGUGGAAGCUUGCGGUGUGCAAUAUUGGGUGGCAAUCCUGUAGUUCAAGCUCAGAACAAUGGAUGGGCGGGGAUUGUAGUAAAUGGCUGUAUAAGAGACGUUGAUGAAAUCAACGGAUGUGAUAUUGGGGUCAGAGCACUAGCGUCUCAUCCAAUGAAAGCUAACAAGAAAAGGACUGGAGAGAAACAUGUUCCGAUAACCAUUGCUGGGACGAGGAUCCGCGAUGGGGAAUGGCUGUAUGCAGACACUGAUGGAAUUUUGGUUGCUCCUAAUGAAUUAUCUGUCUAAAUUAUUGAAAUAGAUGAGUUUUUCAAACAUCAUAAUGUUGCAAAUUUGUUUUCAAGUAAUGCUUUCUUGGCCUACUUCAUGUUCACGGGUUCUUAGAUCAAACCUAAUAUAACAUCUGUAUUAGCUUGAAUCCCUUAUAAUAAAAAUAUGUUCUUUUGAUACCC
Cannabis sativa is the source of this 1053-nucleotide messenger RNA. RefSeq names its product putative 4-hydroxy-4-methyl-2-oxoglutarate aldolase 2. Lineage: Eukaryota; Viridiplantae; Streptophyta; Magnoliopsida; Rosales; Cannabaceae. Bases 389 to 889 code for a protein of 166 amino acids. The transcript is spliced from 2 exons. The record is from RefSeq and is a predicted model, not a curated record. Gene Ontology annotation, biological process: regulation of RNA metabolic process. Gene Ontology annotation, molecular function: ribonuclease inhibitor activity.